Messenger RNA from Tetrahymena thermophila SB210, 6117 nucleotides. RefSeq names its product vacuolar protein sorting-associated protein 26 containing protein. NCBI's taxonomy places the organism in Eukaryota, Ciliophora, Oligohymenophorea, Hymenostomatida, Tetrahymenidae. The record is from RefSeq and is a predicted model, not a curated record. Gene Ontology annotation, cellular component: retromer complex; endosome. The transcript has 12 exons. Gene Ontology annotation, biological process: retrograde transport, endosome to Golgi; intracellular protein transport.
AUGGUAGGAUUUAAAUUAAAUAUUAUUUCGAUUUCAUAAAAGUCUAGCAACCCAAUAAAUUAGCAAAAUACCUUACAUAUAAAAAAUCACAGUUUUCUAACACUAUUUUAAAUAAAUCAUUAAUAGUCAUUUUUCGGUUUUGGCAAUUCAGGUGCAAAUAUUACUAUUGAAUUAGAUGGUCUUGAAAAGAGAAAAAAAACUACUAUUAGACCUAAGGGAUAAGAACCUUUUAAGCUUCCCGUUUAUACAGGUGAUGAUGAUAUUAGUGGUUUAAUAGAUAUUAGAAUUAAGGGUAAAAAAUUAGAACAUCAAGGUAUUAGAGUUGAACUAGUUGGUCAUAUAGAGGUUACUUAUGACAACAAGCAAAAUAGCGAUUUUAUGAGCAUGGCCAGAGAAUUGGAACCUGCUGGUACUUUAUUCGAAGAUAAAAAAUUCAAAUUUUUAUUCCCCAAGUUUGAAAAGACCUUCGAAACUUACUAUGGUAAAUCUGCAAAGGUUAGAUACUUUUUGAGAGUAAGUAUCAACAAACAAUAUAACUAAAAAAUUGUUUAAACACUUGAUUUUGCUGUCGUCCUUCCUAGCUAAGACUCAGAUAAAAUUGAAACUAAUCCUAUCAAGCUUGAAGUCGGUAUUCAAGAAUGUCUUCAUAUCGAAUUCGAAUUUUCUAAAGAUAAAUACCACUUAAAAGAUUGUUUGAUUGGAAAGGUUCACUUCUUAUUAGUUAAAAUAAGAAUUAAACAUAUGUAAUUGUAAGUUAUCCGUCAAGAAAUCACUCUCAAUAAUGGAGUUGUAAAUAAAGAUAACGAAGUUUUAGUAGAUUAUGAAAUUAUGGACGGCUGCCCUAGAAAAGGAGAAGUUAUUCCCAUCAGAUUGUAUCUCAGUGGUGUUGACUUGACUCCUUCUUAUUCAGAAAGUACUUCUAAUAAAUUCCAAGUGAAACAUUUCAUCAACUUAAUUUUAAUUGAUGAUGAAGGAAUUAUUGCUAAAAACAACUUCUUAUUUCAAAUGCUAGGUUAUUCCUAAUUCGCUCUAAAAAAGCUGUAAAAUCCAAAUGAAUUAGUUGAAAGUGGUAAAUACUAGCUUGAUGGUAAAAUUAAGUUAAAGUUUAUUGAUUUAGAUAUUGAAACAAUGGACUUAAUGAUGGAAAGAAAAUAAGAAUCAGACUAUUAAUUGUAUUGGAAAUCUUUAAACUCUUAAAAAAGGGAAAAUUUGGUGUAUAGAGGAGAAGAACAAGAAAAAAAAGACCAUGAGUGUAUUCUAGAUGAGAAAAACUGUAGGUGUAAAAUAUGUGGUAGAUGCCUUAAAUGGACUACUUAUGGAAUCAUUAGAGAUUUAGAGCCUUUUGAAUAAAAGAUGAAAAAAAUGGAUAUAGAUUAUUACAAAUAUGAAAGCAUUUUAAAUAAAAUAAACAAAUAAAUAGAGUUAUAGCAAUUAUUAUAAGACUAAAAAGUUUUUUCAAUUAGAAAUUUUACUUAAUUUAAAAAUGCUAGUUAAAUGAGAGACUUUAUUUACUUCACACUGUGCUUACCUCUAAGCUAUGGAUUUACUAAUUAAAUUAAAGCAUACAAAGACAGGUAGAGAUUUAUAUCAAGACCUAGCAACUUUAAUUUAUCAUUUCUACACAAUUAAAAUUUAUUAACAGAUCAAAUAGCUUAAAACAAUGUCAUAUUUUCCAAUACACUUUAGAAUGCAAAAAAUGAUGCCAAUAAAAAUGAGAACUAAAUAAAAAAUCUUAGUUAAAAUAAUCAAUACAAAGCAGCUUAUUACUCUUCGACUAGAUUCAGUCUUUUAAUUUAAAAUGACAAAUAAAUUUAACCUCCUCUUAGUAUCAGAGAUCUUUAAAUAGAGGGUAAUCAACAUCCUGACUUUGAAAUAUUUGGAGAUUUUGAAUGUGCUAAUUUUUUGCAUGCCUACUAUGAUCCUAAAAAUUUAAAAGUUUAAAUUAUAUUAAAAGCUGACACUAAUACUGAUGGCUUUACUUCUUGGUUUUAUUUUGGUUUAAAAGUUAAAACAAAUGAACCUUUACGUCUGAAUUUUGAAAUACUGAACUGCAGAAAAGAAAAAUCUUUAUUUCAAUAAGGUAUGAAUGUUUGCAUUGCUAGACUCAACGAUAACAUGAUUUACAGCAAUUUUAACAAUUAAUUAAGAACUUGGAGAAGAGACAUGGCUUUUGAUAUUAAGUAUCAAUAAUCUACUUAUCCAAGAAAAGUUUUCAAGAGGACGUCUUCAUUUAGAAUUUUACCAGUAAAUGACUUUGUUGAAGUUGAUAAUACAUUUUUUCCUGAAAAUCCUUAAAUUGAAGAGAGAUGUACAAAGAUUUUAGAGUUAAAACAAGCUGGAUUAGACGUUUCAAGCUAAAUGGAUAAGUUUUACAAUUAUAAAUUAAAAGACAAAAAGUUUAUUAAAAACUAUUUUCAUGGACUUUCAUUUAUAUAUUAAUUUUAAAUUAACUCUAAAGAUUCUACUAUCCUAUUCUCGUAAGCUAUCCCUUACACCUUCUCAAAUUUAAUAGAAUUUAUAGAAAAUAUAGAAGCAACUAUUAAAUAGUAAAAUCCUUUGUUCAGGUACUCUUUUAAUAAUGACACAAGAGUUUAUACAAUUGAUACUUUUAAUUUUAUUUAUGAAAAGACAAUAAUUGGCGCUUCUAUUAUAGGUUUGCCUAUUACAGAAAUACAAAUAACAUCAUAAAACUCUGUAAGAGCCCUUCCAAUUUAAAAGAGGCCAUACAUAAUUAUAAUCGCAAGAUAACAUCCAAAUGAGACUCCAGGGAGCUUUGUUUGCUAAGGCUUUAUAAAAUUUUUACUCAGCUCUGAACCUGAAGCUAUUUCAUUAAGAUAAAUGUUUAUUUUCAAGAUCAUUCCAAUGGUAAAUCCAGACGGAGUAGUUGUGGGAAACAGUAGAGCCUCAGUAAAGGGAGUUGAUUUGAAUAGAGGAUGGGAAUUUAGUGAUAGCAAUAAUUACCCAGAGAUUCAUUGCAUAAAAUAGAGAAUUUAAUAAUUAAAUGAUGAAAACAAAAGUGUAUAUAUGUUUUUAGAUUUACAUGGUCAUACUGUAAAACCUGGUAGCUUUUUAUUGUGUACAUUAAAAGAAGAUUCUUCAAACCUUGAAUGGGCAAAGGUGCGUCUCUUUCCAAAGGUUAUUGCUGAAAAUUGCAAAUUUUUUGAUAUCAGUAGUUGCAAAUAUUCUUUUAUAUCAACUCAUAAGAACUGUUGUGCACGUGAAUAUGUUUGGAGAGACUUGAAAGUAGAAAAUUCUUAUACCUUGGAAACCUCAUUUUUUGGAAGUAAAGAAGUUUUUAAUGGCCUAAAAAUAGGUGAUAAUUUGAUUAUUGAUCAAUCAGAUAAAUCAAUAAAGCACUUUAGUGUUUAAGAUUAUGAAUAUAUUGGAUAGUAAGUUUGCAAGUCUAUAUUACAGUUUUCUGGCUGCCUUACGUUGAUGAUAGAGUAAGCCUAGUUGAAUGAAAAAUUAGACAUUGAUGAAGAAACUUUAUUAACAGGGCAAGCUCCAUAAGAAUUGGAGAUCCCUCAAGAAGAAUUAAAUAAAAUAUAAGAAAUGACUAUUUCAAAAAAGUAUUAAUAAAAUCUUUAGAAUUUAAGCAGUGAUAGCUCUAUAUUAAGGUCAACUUAAAUAAAAAGUAUCUUUAAUAAAGACUCAUUGUCACCUAAAGUUAAAAAGAAUAUAAAAUCAGCUUCAAUAGCUUUGUCUUAAAUUUUAAGAUUGAAAUAGAUGGUUGAUGAGAAAGAAAAAUUAAAAGACAUUUAGCUCUUUACUGACCAUAGAGCUGAUUCAUUAACAAUAUCUAAUUAAGUAAGUUUCUAGGAUAUAGAAUCAGAAGAAUACUAGUAAGCUAUCACAAAUCAAGAAGACAAUCAGUAGUAAGUGAUAGUAAAUAUAGAUUUGAUGAAUUAAAGCUCAUCAAAAACAGAGGAGUAAGCUAAAAGAGUUUUGAAUGAGAUGAAACAAAGUACAUAAAAUGAUGAUAAAAUUUAAUAAAAAACUAUUUCUAAAGAAUAAUCUUAUCCCACAAAUAACUAAAAUAAAGCUAAUCAAAAAAGUUCUUUGAAUAAAUUUUAAAAGUACGUGCUUUAAACUAAAGAGCAAAUAAAGGUUCUUUUUGCAUUAAAAAAAGGUUUGGAAUGGAAUAAAUUUUACACCUAAAAAGAUGCUGAAGAACUUAAAGAAUUUAAAGAGUAAAAACAACAACUAAAGCAAAACAAAGAACCUAGAAUUGAAUAAUAAUAACUCAAUCAAUCAAGUUAAAGUCAAGCUAAGGCUGAUAUUGAAGCAGAUCUUGAAACUGAUAAUGCUAACACAAAUGAUGAGGAGGUUAAUUUAAAACAAUCAGGUGAUAAAGAUAGCGAUUCUGAACCUGAAGACGACUGCAGAAAAUAAAAUAAACAUAAUGGUUUAAGUUAAAAUACUUAAUAAAGCUAAUAAAAUAUUAGUUGUAAUUUUAGACUUUAAACAGAUGAAUCAGAAUAAACUUAAUCUGAUAAAAUAAAAAAUGAUAAUUUAUAAAAUGAAUUAGCAUAUGGGCAAUAAAAUAAUUAAAAACAAGAUAACUCAGAUGAAUCAUUAAAUAAAAACGGUUUAAAUUAAGAUGGCAUUGAUCUAAACGGGAAAUAAAAUGAAGAUAGCAAAAAAAAUAAAAAUGAAAUGGGUAAUAAUAUGAAUGACAAUAUUAAUUUUAAAUAAAAAGGAAGAAAUACAAAUGGCAAGAAGUUAAGAGGUGAUAGAGAUGGAGUAUCUGGUGAUGAGAAUACUAAAAAUUAAAAUCUUGAAAAAUUUUUCCUUUAAACUUCUAAAUAUAAUUUUGGGCAGGCAUUUUUAUAGAGAAAUUAAAUAGAAAAAAUUAAAUUAAAAUCUCCCUUUUUGCCCUCAUAAGAUGAGAUUUUUGAAGCUUAUUCCUUGAAAUCGCCAAAAAACUUACAGAAUUUAAGCAUGAAGAAGUUGAUGACAGACUUUAAUCUCACCCUUUUCCCGAAUCUAUCUCAACAAUUCAAUAUUGAAGAAGAAAGAAAAAAUGAAAUGCAAUAAAUGAAUAUUGUUAAUGACAAUGAAUAGUCUGAAAAUGAUGAAAGCAAUAUUAAUUUUAGAAAAAUAUCUGAAAUACAAAUUUAGGACUAGUUUAUGUUUUUUGAUGUUUCUCAAAAAAUAUCUUUAAAUACAAGUCCUAUAAUAUCUCCAAUCAACUAAAAUAAAUUAUUAGAUCCUUAAAGCAUUUAACUGAAUACAGAAAAUAAUCAAAAUAAGAAUUUGUAACAAAAUGAAUAAAAAUUAUUUAGUAACCCAUCAUAUGAUAAAAGUUAAGGUUGUCAAAUUUCUCAGUAAGAUCAAAUUAGUAUCGAAAAUGAUUAUGUAAUAGAAGAAUAAUAAUAAAAUAAUACCCAGAAAACUAAUAAAUUAUAAUAAGAUUUACAUUCUCUACAGUUAUAAAAAGAUUACUCUAUUUUUAAAAUUAAUAAAGCCACUUCACUAAAAGAAGGUAUGGAAAAUCCUUUGACAGUUUAAACACCUUUACAAAAUUCAAUUUAUGGAGGCAUAAUAGCUGCAAUACAACAAGAUCCCAAUUCUCCUGCAUAAAAAUCAAUAUAUAAAUAAAACUCAACUUUAAAUAAAAUCACUAUACCUUCAAGCUAAAAAUAAUCCUCAUCUCCGAUAAAUAAAGCAAUUAUUGCAUACAGACCUCCUUCAGGUAAUGUCUGGAAUACAGCCAAAGGAUUAAGGGAUGCUAAUUCUCCUGUUUUUCAAAGUAAUAAAUAAGAACUUUAAGAAGACAACCAAAUUGACUCAAGUUCUUAGAUUUUAUCUAAAACACCUACUUAAAAAGCAAGAUCUAUAAACUAAAGCAAUUCGUAACCAUCUUUUAGGAUUAAAUAAAAUAAUGUAAAUAAAGCGUACAAAGAUUUUAUACAAUAAUAGUAGAAUAAAACGCAAAAGUAAUCAUAGCCUACAGAAUUAAAAAGGUAGUAAACCAGCCUAAAAAAACAAUCCUCACCUUCCAAUUCAGAUGAAAGAUCCUAACUAUCUUCUUAAUAAUAAAGUUAAUAUUAUAUUUUACGAAAUUCUGCAAUAAAUUUUAGCUAAGCUUAAUCAUCUUAAACAUAUAAUUCUUGA